CUCCCCACUCGCGACACCGGCGCGGUGUUCAGAGCUGCAGUCGCCUUUCAGGGUACGGCCGGUUCGGUCGAUCGGUUGAUCGCUCGCUCGCACGCUCGCCCGCGGGGUUGCAGCAGCAAACAUACGUCUCGGAGUCGCUCCGGAAAUUCCGCCGUCGUCGUUGUCGCCGUCGCCGUCGCCGUCGCCGUCGCCCAGUGCUGUGACAGACAGAGAGGAAGAGUCCUGUGAGGACUCCGACUGCUGCACGGUUGCGUCUCCACGCUGGUGCGCGCCGCUGGACUCCUGGCAUGGAAUGAUCCACUCGCCGUAACUCUUCCCACGCAGAACGCGAAGCCGACGGGCUCUACGAGGAUGACGGCCAGACGCGUGGAACGAGUCGCCGCUCGGGACGUAGGCGGGAAUCGGGCGUACCUGAGACAACCGAUGGGAAAUUGGCACAAAAUCGGGGUUGCAUCGAGCCGUGGGCUAUACCAGGAAUCGUUACCGAGGAAGCGAGCAACUCUGCUGGCGAUUUGUCUUCUGGUCACUAGCACGGAUGGUUUGGCGCUUACAGGAAAGAUUUUACGUUACGAGAGGCGAAACACGUUUGUUAUCGAAUAUUUUUCAUUUAGACUUCAAUUUAUUUAAAGUGCACUCUCGUUCGACGUUUUAUUAUUCAAUAAUUUCCAAGCUUAGCUCACGUACGAAAAGCCUUCGACAUUUCUGUCAAAAAAUAUAUGUAUAUAAAAGCAAAAUAAAAAACAGACCGGAAACUGUUUAAAAGAUCGUGAUUGAUGACGUCAGCAGUGGGAAAAUGCAUGUCCAAAAUUCUUGCGUGCUAUUUUCAAAUAAAAAGAUAUUUGUACAAAAGAACACUUCUGUUCGCUCGUAAGCAUACUCGUAAGACGUAUGAAAACUACCCUUUUCCUUGACAGCCAAUAAAUAGCCAAUAAAAAUCAACGUGACAAGCAACAUUUUGUAAGUAAGCUCAUGCGAAUCUAAAGUGUUCUUUCAUACAAAUAUCCUUUCAUUCGGAAACGGCACGCAAGAAUUUUCAGCGUGUCAUUUCUCACUUCUGACGUCAAUUCAACAUGACCGCGGCGAGUACUCAGGAGCCUUAAAAGCUGAUAAGAAUGCCGUAAAGUACAUUCUCGCACAAUUGGAAAAUAAUGCGUUUCUUGUAACGUCGUUACUUAAUUCUGUAAUAACAACAAUUUUUGUGUGAAGAAUAAUAAAAAAUAAGAAGAAUGAAGUUUGCAAAGAAAUAUUAGUUCUCCGAGCCAGGAAUAUGGCAAUUUUGAAUAGUUUGUUCUUUUUAGAUAAACUGGCUACACUAAAAAUAAUAAUUUAAGGUUAAGAACAAUAAUUUCAUUCGAAAAUCAGUUACGUAUUUUAUUUUAGUAUAUAUUAUAAAAAAGUAACGAAAAAGCAACGAGCUGUUAAAAUUGGUAACAAGUAACGAUAGCGAGUUACUUUUUACGAAAAAUAUCGAUAAAGAUAACGCGUAACUUUUUUGAAGUAACGUUCCCAACUCUGCAUUCUCAUGAGGUCAAACAAUUUCGAGGUGAUCGUGGUGAAAAUCUAUGUAGCCUGACCAGAACGGAACAAUUGUCUCGAUACAAUUUCAUAUUCUCGUUCUCCCAGUUGUCUCUUAACUUUCAAGUUGUUAAAUUACACCCUAAUGAAUGCACAGGGCCAUUCGUAACACGUUCUAUCCACCGGAUAUAUUCGGCUAUUUACCCGGGACUCUACUCGCUAAAUACUGACCACGCGCCAUAUCGAUCGAGCCUGCAUCCUCCGUCCCGGAGUCCAUUUACAUUGUAAACUGCAUUUGACGUUGUGUUCACUAAUUUAAGAGCUUUGGUGGCUCGCGGCGUUACACACCCCAUAAGACGACCGCGUUCUCGAGGAUAGCUUAUGAUCGGAGCUGUGCAUAGUCAUGACCCUUUCCGCUAGUCGCCUCUCGGGAGCCCGAGUUAACUCCAUCUGAAAGACGCGUCGUUUGAAACACGUGUGUCGGAGAACACGCUCGAUGAGACGCGUCUCCGCGCUCGUACGAUCGACCCUUUGGUAUACUCGGCAGAUUUUCGCAACAUUUACGAGAAAACGUCACACUGAGAGAAAAAUAUUUAAAAAUUAACAAGCAUUUCUUAGGUACGUACCAUUAACAUAUUCACUUAAACUAAAAUUCUUUUAAUUUAAAUUGAAUAUUCGAUUGAAUAUUUAAAUUGUUUAUUCGGCUUGAGUUUUAAUUUUUAAAUAUUUUUUUUCUCAGUAAAGAUUGAUGGUUUCCUCAUAAAUAUUAUCUUUUACGACUCGACUCAUACAACUCAUCUAUUAACUGAACUGUGAUAAACUGGCUACACUAAAAAUAAUAAUUUAAGGUUAAGAACAAUAAUUUCAUUUGAAAAUCAGUUACGUAUUUUAUUUUAGUAUAUAUUAUAAAAAAGUAACGAAAAAGCAACGAGCUGUUAAAAUUGGUAACAAGUAACGAUAGCGAGUUACUUUUUACGAAAAAUAUCGAUAAAGAUAACGCGUAACUUUUUUGAAGUAACGUUCCCAACUCUGCAUUCUCAUGAGGUCAAACAAUUUCGAGGAGAUCGUGGUGAAAAUCUAUGUAGCCUGACCAGAACGGAACAAUUGUCUCGAUACAAUUUCUGAACUGUCAAUCGAUGUGAAUCAAACGAAGAGAAGCUAUUAAUUCGCACCAUCUGUAAUUCUGCCUCAAUUUUUCAUUGUUGCAUCGAGAAGAAGAUACUCGAAAAUUUACUCGUGGGAUAUGAAGUUUAUUCGCAGAAAUAAACGAGGUAUUUCACAGAAAUAAAUCUUUUUUCUCAAUGCGCUGUUAUCUAAGUCGAGACCUGUGGGGUGUAAAGUUUGAAGAUUCUCAAAGCCGACCACACCGACAUGGAGUACGAAGGGUUAAUCGUGUCGAUGCCGAGCCGCUUUACGCUCGCGAGAGACGAAAAGCAUCGGCAGAUCGUGCGUUAUGCGGUCCCCUCGUAAGUUAUUACGCGAUCCCGCCGUUCCAAUUCUCGUCGAACAAUAAACACUCGUUAAAACAAUAGUCGUCCGGAGUUCCGGGUUCCACCUCCUCCAUAUUUAUCGCGCUCGCGGGGCAAGACCGGUCCUUUUCCCUCUCGCGAUUACUGUUUUUCAUCACGAUACCGCCUUUCUUCGUCGCUGAAUGGAAAAGCCGUAUAAUCCGGGAUGAGAGUGUACAUUUGAGCGGAUACCGCAAUAUUUUCAGGCGAUAUAAUCAAUAGACUCUGUGAGAUAAAACUACGGGGAUAAAUCAGUGGCCGUUGGAUUCGAUCUGGAAGACUUUGAAAUCGCUAGAAGGGAGCUGCGGUUGAUUCGGAAAUUGGAAAACGUCACGACGUGAUUUUUAUUGCGAAGCCCCGAGGGUGUUUACACGACUUUUUACUGCACACGAGGAUUCCUUAUAGUUAGUAAAGCAGCCGCAGUAAUGUAUAGCUGCAAGUGGAUUGCAGUUAGUUUCUAUAACAGCGCCUGUGUGUGUGUGUGUGUGAGCUCGCGAAUCGAAGCGCGUUCCGUCGUUGAAAUAAAAUUUAAUUUCUAAUUUCAAGAGAUACCUUAAUUCCACGCGCUAUAUUACAUUUUACGCCUUUGUAAAAAGUCUAUCCACAGACCGGAUUUCUUCUUAUUUCACUCGCGAACCGGGAACUAGAAGAAUCUCAAUAAAAAGAAAAGAAAACUGAGAGAAUCUCUAACAAGUAAACCUACCCAAAAGUUACACUCCGAUUUUUUUUUAAUUUGGCACAAAUGUAGAAAUACAAAAAAUAUUUAGGUUAUAUUUUUCCAUUUUGGCUCACUUUAAGUUUUACGGAUAGUUUAUAGUACUUUUUAAUGUUUUCACUCCUAUCAUCAAUAAGUGCAACAAAAAUGCAUAAGAAAUAAAAUUGAAUACAAAAUAUAGGCGUUUUUGGUUUGCUGAUUGUGAAUAUG
Molecule: messenger RNA, 3948 nt
Organism: Odontomachus brunneus
Lineage: Eukaryota; Metazoa; Arthropoda; Insecta; Hymenoptera; Formicidae
Exons: 6
Coding region: 352-627 (91 amino acids)
Source: RefSeq, a predicted model, not a curated record